AUGAUUGGAACGAUAAUAAAGGACGACAUUGACUGCAUCAAGCGCGUUCACACUGAUGGAUUCGUCUCGACCAAACCAUGGACAGUCAAGACUGGCAAGAAAUCGCUCGACUACCCCAAGUUGGGCACCGAGUGUGGCGACCUGCGAUACGAGGGCUACUGUCCCGACGCAAUCGUCAAGAACAUGACCAAGCCAGUUGGAUCGUUCGCCAUUGGAAUAUGGCAAACAGAAGGCUGUUAA
Molecule: messenger RNA, 240 nt
Organism: Acytostelium subglobosum LB1
Lineage: Eukaryota; Evosea; Eumycetozoa; Acytosteliales; Acytosteliaceae
Exons: 1
Coding region: 1-240 (79 amino acids)
Source: RefSeq, a predicted model, not a curated record